AGUAUAGGGUUACCAAGCCAGAUCGGAGGAAGGAUGGGAGUUGAUGCCCUAAUGGCUUAAGGAGCGUUCUUGGACAGCGAAAGACCACCACCGCCAUCACAACAGAAGGAAUGGCGUUCUCAUCUUUCCGAGCUGUGCUUCCCUCGCCUCAUCCUCCGGCCGCAAAAGACUCCGAUGUCGUCGGAAUCGCCCAAAACAAGUUCCGGGCGACUAACAAAGUAAACGAAGUGAAGCUGGUGGGUAGCAUAUCAAGAAGAGAUGCAAUGUCCUGCUUGUUUGCCACCUUGAUGGCAACAUCAGCACGCAGUGACCCUGCCGAAGCUCGUUCCGUGAAGCCAGAGACCCGAAGAAAAAUCAGAGAGAAGCUCAACAAGCUUCGGGAGAAAGCAGGAGUUCCAAAGGACAAGACCGCCGCUAACCCUAAGAACAAGGAAAACCCACCAGCAAGUCCUGAGGACAGACUGACUGCACCUUUGGUUGAGGCAACUCUGUGAAGUAACGACUUCCAACAUCACUUACUGUUGCCUUUAUGCUCUGUAUAACCUUUCAGUCUCAAGUACUUGGGUACUUCAGAUCUAGUAUGGUGCUUUUAUCCUUCUCUAUCCUCAGGUAAAUGUCUUUAAAGAGCAUGAAUGGUAUUGCAUGUUGUUAGUUGAUAUUAUCUUUCUGAACAAUCUGGCCUUGAUGCCAUAUAUCUUGGCAAUGAAGCACCUCACUAUGACUGCCUGAUAA
Musa acuminata subsp. malaccensis (wild Malaysian banana) is the source of this 732-nucleotide messenger RNA. RefSeq lists its product as uncharacterized. Lineage: Eukaryota; Viridiplantae; Streptophyta; Magnoliopsida; Zingiberales; Musaceae. The record is from RefSeq and is a predicted model, not a curated record.